This is a messenger RNA of Sinocyclocheilus rhinocerous, 1510 nucleotides long. RefSeq names its product reticulon-4-interacting protein 1 homolog, mitochondrial-like. The record is from RefSeq and is a predicted model, not a curated record. Gene Ontology annotation, molecular function: oxidoreductase activity. The transcript has 9 exons. Bases 158 to 1321 code for a protein of 387 amino acids. Gene Ontology annotation, cellular component: mitochondrion. Lineage: Eukaryota; Metazoa; Chordata; Actinopteri; Cypriniformes; Cyprinidae.
GGGUUUGUUUUGACUUUGCAAGACACGAGAUGGGUUUUCGCUGAACUUCAGAGUGUUAUAAAGCAGUUAUAGGUUUUAUUUAUAAUCAAUGACGGGUUUAUGGCACCGUGAGAGAUUCUCAGGAGAAGAGCUUUGGAUUGUUUUAGACUGAUCAGUCAUGCUUAUGUGUAGAAGGUGGUUGGUGUGCUCGAUGAGGGCUCAUUAUAGGAGCUUCAGUUUCUCAGCCUCCCUCAGGAAUGUAAUGCCCGCAUGGGUCAUCGACAAAUAUGGGAAAAACGAGGUGUUGAGGUUCACCAAGAACGCGGCGCUUCCAAUCAUCCAUUAUCCCAAUGAAGUGACCGUGAAGGUGCACGCCGCGGGUUUAAACCCCAUCGACAUCAGUAUGAGGGGUGGUUAUGGAGCAGCUACUAUGGCCAUGAAACGUGACCCACUGAACAUGAAGCAGUCAGGCAGUGAGUUUCCUCUAAUCCUGGGGCGAGAUGUAUCCGGAGAGAUCAUGGAAUGUGGGCUAGAUGUGAACUACUUUAAACCAGGAGAUCAGGUGUGGGCCGCUAUCCCUCCGUGGAAGCAGGGCAGCCUGGCAGAGAUUGUAGUUCUCAGUGCCAAUGAGGUGUCGCAUAAGCCCAAAUCACUGAGGCAUGUUGAAGCUGCAUCCAUCCCAUACGUGGCUGCAACAGUCUGGUCCGCCAUCGUCAAUACUGGUGGCCUGAACAAAGACAACUCUUCUAAGAAACGUGUUCUUGUCCUGGGAGGAUCAGGAGGAGUGGGAACCUUAGCUAUACAGAUGGUAAAGGCCUGGGGCGCCCAUGUGACUGUAACAUGUUCCCAGAAUGCCGAGCAGCUGGUGAGAGAUCUGGGUGCUGAUGAUGUUGUGGACUACACUGCUGGACCGGUCGAAAAACAACUACAGACAUUACAAAAGUUUGAUUUGAUUUUAGAUAAUAUUGGGGGUGAAAGUGAGAAAUGGGCACUAGAUCUUCUGAAACCCUGGAAUGGUGCUAAAUAUGUUACUCUAGUAACACCAUUCCUGCAUAACACAGACCUACUGGGCCUCGCAGAUGGAAUGAUGCAGUCUGGAGUCACCAUAGGAUGCAAAGUGCUGAAGCACCUCAGGAAAGGAGUGCACUAUCGCUGGGGUUUCUUUGCUCCAAGCGGCCCUACGCUGGACGAGAUUAGCGAAAUGGUUGAUGCUGGAAAGGUCCGUCCCGUGGUGGAGGAAGUGUUCUCAUUUGCUCAGGUGCCUCAAGGCUUUCAGAAAGUAGAGCAGGGUCAUGCUCGUGGCAAAACUGUAGUCUCCAUCAUUGAGGACGAAAAAGAGUAACUAUGGCAACCAAAAACUUACUUAUGCUGGCACUUUUUUCAGUGUCUGUUGAAUUAAAAACAUUUAUCUAAUGGCUAGUGUCUUUAUUUUGCAGUAUAAAAUUAGCAGACAAGCCCUGUUCAUUAUUUCAAAUCAUAUUAGUAACAACUUGAAAAGUCAUAACAAACAAACAAAAUUUUUUUUAUUCUU